This is a messenger RNA of Paramisgurnus dabryanus, 937 nucleotides long. RefSeq names its product probable N-acetyltransferase camello. Gene Ontology annotation, molecular function: N-acetyltransferase activity. NCBI's taxonomy places the organism in Eukaryota, Metazoa, Chordata, Actinopteri, Cypriniformes, Cobitidae. The record is from RefSeq and is a predicted model, not a curated record.
AUGUCGGUGGGCAUGGCAGAAGUGAAGUCUUUGGUACCCAUGAAUUUAAACACUACAAGAACCAAUCACGAGGCAGAGACAAUAAAUCACUAUGACAACAAUCAAGAGGCAGUGGCAUCCCUUUCACUAGUGCACAUUUUGAUCCGGCGAUAUGAACCUUCUGAUCAACAAGCCAUUGAAAUGAUUUACAGAGAUGCAACUGAGGAACACAUCAACCCUACAUUCAUAUACGCCAUGACCCAGCCUCUUCACAUCACUAUAAGUCUGUUUUUUUGCAUUGGUGCUUAUCUGCUCAGUGGGUCUGUUAUUUUGGCCCUAAUAUGUGGAGGAGCCUGGGUUGGCCUGGUGUACUUCUGCUGCUAUGAGUUUUACACUUCUUAUGUCCGGGAGAAACUGCGUACAGACAUGAAGGACAUUCCAGGUCACUAUCUCAGCAAUCCAGAUAACUGCUUCUGGGUCGCUGAAGCCGAGAUGGAUGGUAAGCGUCGGAUUUUGGGUAUUGCGGCUGUGGAAGCCAUAGAUGACGGCAGUGGAAAGAGAAAUGGAGAGCUUUUACGAAUGAGCGUGUUGUCCACGUGUCGCCGUGCUGGUCUCGGUCAACGGCUGGCUAAAACCGCCGAAGACUUCUGCAAGGAACGUGGCUUCACAAAGAUCAUACUUUCCACCUCUUUUACUCAAAGAGCAGCCUUGGCAUUUUACGAUAAGAUUGGCUAUAAACAUGUCUUGGUUAGUACUCAACCAAAGUGGUUGGUCUGGAUGACUCGACUCAAAAUUUUGUACAUGGAGAAGAUCAUUAACUGCUGUUAACACACCUGACCUGAGCUCAAUAGCAGAAAGUAAUUGUAACAACAUAGUACUUUUACAGUAUGUACUUGUAGGUAUAAGGAAACAAUAUGUUAAGUUUGGGUUAACAAUAUGGUAAAAGUAUUUUAAAGCU